This is a messenger RNA of Erinaceus europaeus (western European hedgehog), 1554 nucleotides long. Its product is annotated as keratin-associated protein 9-8-like. The transcript is spliced from 3 exons. NCBI's taxonomy places the organism in Eukaryota, Metazoa, Chordata, Mammalia, Eulipotyphla, Erinaceidae. The record is from RefSeq and is a predicted model, not a curated record. The coding region runs from base 23 to 850 and encodes 275 amino acids. Gene Ontology annotation, cellular component: keratin filament.
CCCACCCACCAUCUCUGACAGCAUGUGCCGUUCUUGUUGCUCCCCUUGCUGCCAGCCCAGCUGUUGUGGAUCCAGCUGCUGCCAGCCUUGCUGUUCCCCAACUUGCUGUCAGACCACCUGCUGCAGGACCACCUGCUGCAAACCAACCUGUGUGACCAGCUGCUGUCAGCCCUGCUGUCGCCCUAACUGCUGCUGCCAGCCCUGCUGUACACCUGUGUACUGCCACAGAACCUGCUACCACCCCACCUGCUGCCGCCUGGUUGGGUGCCUUCCCCAGACCUUUGGAUCAAGUUGCUGCCAGCCCAGCUGCUUCUAUGUUUGUCCUGUUGAGUUAGGUGAGAUUCCCGCAGACAACAUAUUAAAAAUCCUGCUUAUUGGUCAAAACUUUGGGGUCUACUGUAUAAAAUCCCCAGUACAAGAAAAAAAAUCAUCUGGGAAACUCACUUCUGAAUACUUACCCUCUUCUCCUGACACCAUGUGCAAUUCUUGUUGUUCCCCUUGCUGCCAGCCCAGCUGCUAUGGGUCCAGCUGCUGCCAGUCUUGCUGUCGCCCAACUUGCUGUCAGACCACCUGCUGCAGGACCACCUGCUGCAAACCAACCUGUGUGACCAGCUGCUGCCAGCCUUGCUGUCGCCCUUCCUGCUGCAGCCAGCCCUGCUGCCAGCCUUGCUGUCGCCCUUCCUGCUGCAGCCAGCCCUGCUGCCAGUCCUGCUGUCGCCCUAAAUGCUGCUGCCAGCCCUGCUGUACGCCUGUGUACUGCCACAGAACCUGCUACCACCCCACCUGCUGCCACCUGGUUGGGUGCCUUCCCCAGACCUUUGGGUCCAGCUGCUGCCAGCCCAGCUGUUAAGCCAACUGCUAUAGGGCUACCUGCUACCUCAUCUUGUAUAUCCACCAGCUGCCAACCUUGUUGCUGAUCCUCUGUCAUGGGAUCCUGUGAAACAGACUUCUCUUCUGACAACCAAACUGUCAGACUCUGCCCUCUCCAUCCUUCUUCUUCACUAGCAUCCAACAUGCUGCCACUGUCAUUCUAUUAUUUGAUUUCUUGUUUAAUAUGAAUAGGCAUGGUAAGGUGCAGUUGGAUUUAGUUUUAUCUUUUAAAUACAUAUCUGCUUCAUACCUGUGAUGAUUGUGGUUGUCUUAGGUCUCCUUUACCUAUCACAUGAUAGGUAUCACAUGAGAUUUGAAAAAAUGUUCAUCAACUUUCUUCUCUUUAACCUAACAUAUAUAUAUAACCUAUAGUAGUUACUAAUAUUUCCAUAUUUGCCAUUUCAUUAUCAUUUGUUUCUAAUUACUCAUAAUUCUUCUUAGUUCUUCCUUUUUAUGAUCUUUGCAUUGUCUACUUAGGUUUUUUUUUACUUUUAAAAAGGAAACACUGACAAAACCAUAGGAUAAGAGGGGUACAACUCCACAAAUUCCCACCACCAGAACUCCGUAUCUCACCCUCCUCCCCACACAGUUCCCACCACCAGAACUCCAUAUCCCAUCCCUCCCUUGAUAGCUUAAGGAAGCUUCCCAGUUUCCUGUCCAAUAAAAUCUUGGUUAUCUUACAAA